UUUCUAGAAAAGAUAAAUAAAAAGACAAGAUUGAUAGUUUUCAAAACCGAUCCUUCCCGGCUGGAACUUGAAAGCAGCCUCCCCACCAUUUUUAUUCGGGUACUUUUUUUAAUGCCCGUCCCCACUAUUGCAGACUUGCAGACGGGAUCGAGGGCGCCGUGGUCAGUCCGCCCGGCAGAAGCGUACCAGGUACACCUUGUGGUUCAAAAUCUUCCAAACUGGCUUCCCGACGAACUCGGAAGAUGUCUGCCAUGGAGGAGCUAAAGAAUAUGCUCUUAACAUUCAGAGUGUCGGAGUUACAAAUGCUGCUAGGCUACGCCGGUCAGAACAAGACGGGUCGCAAGACGGAGCUGCAGACGCGCGCGAUCAACCUCAUAAAGAGCCGAGGGCCAGCCCAGGCUCCUCACAUACACGCCAAAAUCAAGGAGUUGUACCUUUCAAUACAACAAGGAGGUACGGUGGUGUCAUCUGCGAUGAUGGAGAUGCCGCAGCAGUCGUCUGCUUCAGCUCCGAUCAUUACUUCCGGACCAUCGCAGGGUAUGCUACGCACGGCGGCCAACACGAUCCUACCGCCAGGAUACCCGGCCAUGGUUCACGGCAGGUACCAAGACGCCGACGAUUGGGGCUGGUGCGAAACUUACUCUCAGCAGCCACAACAGCCGCCUCCGCCACAGCAGCAGACGCAGCAGCAAGGUCGCUACAACAUGCGAAAUUACGAGCUUGAGUCCCAGUACCCACAGCAGAGCGUCUACCCGAUACAGCCCGACGUAACCUUCAAACGGCUCCCAUUUUAUGACAUCCUAAGCGUCCUUUUAAAACCUUCUAGUCUCGUUUCUACAAGUAGCGUACGAGAGCAAGCAUCGAAUUUUUAUUUCUACCUUACGCCGCAGCAGGCAUCCGAGAUCGCCAUAAACCGUGAGAUCGGCCCCGGUACGAAGAACGAGUAUUUCGUCCAGGUCCAGAUGAGGUUUUGCCUCCUCGAGACAUCAUGCGAGCAGGAGGACUGCUAUCCACCCGGAUUGCAGAUCAAGGUGAACGGGAAAUCAUGCCCGUUACCGGGCCCCGUCCCAGUCAACAAACCGAACGGUGAGCCAAAACGGCUCCCUCGCCCUCUCAACGUCUCACACCUCGUGAAGCUGUGCCCGUCGAUCGCAAACCAGGUGCUCGUUACCUGGACGCCGGAGUACAGCAGGGGGUACGUCAUUGUUGUUAACCUUGUAAGAAAGCUCUCGGCACCAGACCUCCUCCAGAGGCUGAAAGCCAAGGGCGCCCGUCAUGCUGACUUCACCACUGGUUUAAUUAAAGAAAAGCUGUCCGAGGAUGCGGACUCUGAGAUAGCUACGACUUCACUACGUGUGUCUCUCCUCUGCCCACUGGGCAAGAUGCGAAUGGUGACGCCUUGCCGACCUUCAACGUGCCUACACCUCCAGUGUUUCGACGCAUUCCUUUACAUCCAGAUGAACGAAAAGAAGCCGACGUGGACGUGCCCGGUCUGCGACAGGCAGGCUCUAUAUGACAACCUCGUUAUCGACGGAUAUUUCCAGGAGGUGCUUAACUCGCAGCUGUUGCCAUGCGACUCUCACGAGAUCCAGCUGCACAAAGACGGCUCUUGGUCGUCGCACUCGACCAAGAAAGCGAUCACAAUGAUCAACACGCCGACGAAACAAGAGCCGAUUGAGGAGAUACUCGACGACUUAGACGAUUCGGAUGGCAACAUGACUGACAAGGGCAUUGAGUCGGAUGUGAAGUGCAAAGUCAAGGCCGAUUCGCCCGUCAAUAAGGUAAUCAGUUUCAUCGACCUCACCUCUGAUUCCGAUGAUGAACAGUCACCCCCCAGCCCCAAGCCAGACCAGCCAAAAAUAUCGAAAACUGUAAUCGCAGGUACGUCUACACAGGCGAUGUCGCCAACUGCGAUAAUAACGCUCGACUCGCCAUCGCCGCCGAUGCGCGAGCUGAGCCCGAUAUCGAUGCUCACCGCCGAGAUGAGGGCCGAAGAGUGCCCGAUGAUGCCGCUCGCCCUCGGCCAACGCCCCAUUCCCCAGCCGUCCCAGGCUCAACAGCAGAGCCAAGCGCCGCAAUCGCAGCCUCAACAACAGCCUCAGCCGCAGACGCCGCCUCAGAUAGGAUCGCCUGUCGCUUCUCAGCCAAUGCUACCAUCGCCGAUUCUGUCCCCUCACCCUCCCCACCACGCGAUAUAUACACCGCCCGACGAGAUCGCCGGACAGACACACACCAACUACAGUAAUUACCUGCGGAUGGCGUCAAAGUACCAUCCGUACUAAAAGAAAAAAACUCCAUCUGAUUAUUUAUAUAUGUUAGAUUCUUAUUAUUAAUAUAAAUUUUAUCAUAAAAG
Molecule: messenger RNA, 2353 nt
Organism: Cimex lectularius (bed bug)
Lineage: Eukaryota; Metazoa; Arthropoda; Insecta; Hemiptera; Cimicidae
Gene: Su(var)2-10
Product: E3 SUMO-protein ligase PIAS2
Exons: 10
Coding region: 243-2282 (679 amino acids)
Biological process (GO): regulation of transcription by RNA polymerase II; protein sumoylation
Molecular function (GO): transcription coregulator activity; zinc ion binding; SUMO ligase activity
Source: RefSeq, a predicted model, not a curated record